AUGAACCAUUCGCAUGCGGAAGUUGCCAGACUAGAGCAAAAGCUGGACCAUAUGGUUGCGCUGCUGGCGGCGUCCGACCAAGCUACUAGCACCAAACGACCGCGUAUGAGGGCACCCGAGGCACGGCUUGGCUCUGAAUCGCUCGAAAGGAUAGAUGGCGAUGGCCAUGAUGACGGCGCAACCCCUAGUAUAAGGGACGCACUCAUAUCGUUGGAAUUAUACAGGACCAAGAUGUUUGGCCUCUUUCCAUUCGUGGCUAUGGCACCUCAUAUGACAGCAGACCAGCUGAAAGAGGAGAAGCCGUUUCUUUCAAUGGCCAUUACAAUGGUUGUUUGCCAAACCGCACCGCGUCGUGAGAUUGCCAAGGCAAUCGGUGAACACAUAGCCAACGAUGUUAUUCUCAAAGGGGGGCAGAGUCUGGAUAUACUCCAGGGACUACUAAUCUAUGUAAACUGGCAUUACGCUCAUGUGCAAAGCAGCGCACAAUUGGUAAACCUGAUACAUUUAACUAUAGCUCAAGUAAUCAACCUGGGACUAGAUAGAGCUGCGAGAGCAUUCCCAAGUUAUCUAAAAGAACUGGACAUUGAGGGCACACGGCCUGCUCCCCCGACACUAGAAGAGAGACGGGCGUAUCUAGGAUGUUAUUAUCUUACCUCACUGCUUUCGGCAUGCACCAGAGAUAUGGAGCCCAUGCGUUAUACGUACUUCACCCAGGAAUGUUGCAACAUUAUUAGAGACGGCGCAGAGUAUGAUAGCGACAAAUACCUGGUACAAUUGGUUGGAGUCGCACAGCUUGCCGAAAAGAUUCACCGCGGCUUUUCGUGGGAAGGGCUGGAUCCUGUCUCCUCGGUUCCAGUGGGACUCGCCGUGAAAUGGCAAGAAGCAGAACUACAGCAGCUUAAAGCGAGUCUGUCAUCUGAUACUGGACAUCGAGAUAUUCUUCUCUUACAUUAUCACACUCUGGAGAUUAUUCUGUACAAGAUCGCACUCGCCGAUGGACAGUCGGAUAUCCAGUUUGGCGAUCACCCGAUGACUCAGUUGGACCUUUUAGUUCGUUGUUUGGAAUCUACAAGGUCCUUCUUCAGCUGUAUCUUCAGCCUAGAAUCAAGACUCUUCCCUAUAUUUCCCUAUACCUUCUGGUGUCAAGUCGGCCACGCCAUCAUCGUUCUAUCCAGACUGUCCCUGUAUGACAGCGAGAAAGGACACUGGGAUCGAGACUACGUUCGGAACACAAUAGACUACAAUGAUACGGUAGACCAGCUGGCAGGGAAGUUGGAUGAAGCGCGAUUACUGAUCGAAGAACAAGCAACACCCUCAGACCGAGUUCAACUACCCGAAAUCUUUACCUUGAUACCCAUACGAGUGCGAAUGCUCAAGGAAGCGUAUCAGAGAAGACAGGAGGCGCUGGCUAACCCCAGACGACAAUCUGCUCCGGCAGCUGUGGAUCAGGGCGAGCUUCUACCCUUCGUUUGGGGUGACCUGCUUCUUUUCAGUGACAUGCCGGAUCUGUUCGGAGGGUUUGGAUAG
Molecule: messenger RNA, 1527 nt
Organism: Aspergillus alliaceus
Lineage: Eukaryota; Fungi; Ascomycota; Eurotiomycetes; Eurotiales; Aspergillaceae
Product: fungal specific transcription factor domain-containing protein
Exons: 5
Coding region: 1-1527 (508 amino acids)
Biological process (GO): regulation of DNA-templated transcription
Cellular component (GO): nucleus
Molecular function (GO): DNA-binding transcription factor activity, RNA polymerase II-specific; transcription cis-regulatory region binding
Source: RefSeq, a predicted model, not a curated record